Molecule: messenger RNA, 2226 nt
Organism: Drosophila simulans
Lineage: Eukaryota; Metazoa; Arthropoda; Insecta; Diptera; Drosophilidae
Product: protein croquemort
Cellular component (GO): membrane; cytoplasm
Molecular function (GO): scavenger receptor activity
Source: RefSeq, a predicted model, not a curated record
AAGCCUCUUGAAAAGUAGUAUUGUGAAAAGCUUUCGGAGAUUAGCCUAUCAGAAGCGUUCCAAGUGGAGAAUUCAAAAUAAAUUUAAUAAUAGAAGAAUCACCGGUUAAUUUGCUCUUGAAAUCUAAUCGUGCAUUCCCAUUAUUGAACAUCAAUGUAUCCCAACCAGUGGGCUCGCUUAUAAAUAACCCCGUUUAAAUUGCUUGACGUACCAGUAUCGAAAUCGAUCGGAGGCGAUGUGUUGUGGUUGCUGCAGUGUGCGCCAGCAAAAGAUCUGGGUUUUCUCCAUGGGAGGCCUGAUCCUGGCCAUUGGAAUUUUUCUGGCCUCUGCCUGGCCAGCCGUGUCUCGGCAAUGGAUUCGUAGUCUUUUGCCCCUGGCCCCCAACUCCUUUAUCUACAAUCGCUGGGUGACUACGCCCACGCCGGUAUAUAGCACAGUUUUCCUCUUCAACUGGACUAAUCCUGGGGAUUUGAACACCGAGGGCGUUAAGCCGCACUUUGAGCAGCUGGGGCCUUACACUUUCAGUGACUUUAAGGUUAAGGAAGAUUUGGAAUGGAAUCAGCCCCAGGUGACCUACUUCGGCAAGCGCACCUGGCAUUUUCUACCGGAAAAGUCAAAUGGAUCGCUUGAGGAUGUAGUUAUAGCCCCACACUUCCCAACUUUGACAGCUGCUUCGUACUCGCGCCGAAUGCGCCGCAUCCUGCGCAAGGUCAUGAACUUUGCCCUUAAUCGCGAGGGCGGCGCCACGCACAUGACCCACACAGCUGGCCAGUGGCUCUUUGACGGCUAUUAUGACCAUCUCAGCCAUCACCAUCUCGGCCGUGGGGAUCUCAGCCAGUUGGGAGAUCUGCUCCUGUGGAAUGGAGAGAACACCACCGGCUUUUAUCCUGGCGAAUGCGGCAAAGUCAAUGGCAGCACGGGGGAACUCUGGUCGCCGUACAGGACGUGGGAUCAGCCCACCUCCAUAUUCCUACCAGAUGCAGCGCGGUACUUGAACUUGUUUCCCAAGGAAAACCUCACCAUCGAUGGCAUUGAUGUCUGGCGGUACGAGUCCACCAAUCUAACCCUCGACAAUGGCCAGUUGUCACCGGACACUGAGUGCUUUUGCCUCAAGAACCGCGAGUGUCCGCGCAACGGAGUCCUGGAUUACGGUCCUCCCGCCUUCAAUGGCCCGUUCUACAUGUCGCAUCCGCACUUCUUCCUCACAGAUCAAAUGUACAGGGAGAACACCACCGGCCUGCAGCCCGAGGAGUCCGAGCACGGCAUGUAUGUGAUAAUGGAGCCUACUCUCGGCAUUCCAUUGAGCCUAAGGGGGCAGCUCAUGAUUAGCACGAAAGUGGUGCGCGACGAGGCCAUUGACUUGUUCAAGAACGUGGCCUAUGAUCAUUAUGCACCCCUAUUUACAAUGAGAUUGCAUGCGGUAGACGAAGGGCUCACAAAACUAUUGAAGCUGGCCCUAAAUGCUGCGAUUAUAGGAAUGUAUACAGGAAUUGGCUUAGUUCUUUUGGGAAUAACAAUAGUCGUAACUGGAAUAUUCGUCACAAAAAAACACAAAUGGCACAACGAACAAAGGCGCGACAAGCAAUUGCAAUGCACUCAAAAUUGAUAAGACUGUUAAGGCUAACAAAGCCAUAAUCUCGCUAAUCACUGGGAAUAUUCGGGCAUUGUUUAAGGCCAUAAUCAGUCAGGGCUCUUUAAGGCCCGGCCAUAAAAAAUGCAAAUUACGUGCUUGGCUGGAUUAUCCAAUUUCCCUCAGGUGUUGCCCAGCUGCAGGCAUCUAGAAUUACACUAAAUUAUGGCCUUUCAAAUAUGCUAAAAUUUAUUAAUAUGUUAAUAAUUGUUUUUUGCUGUUCGUUCAUGCUAUGCAAAGAAGGCGGGAAGGGAGAAAUCCUUGAGCACGUAAGCUGCAUACUUUAUGGCGUACGAACUCUUUCACCAGGCAGAGCCGGCAAAUACCGAACUGGAAAUUUGAAAAAUGCCAAAAGAAUAUUAUAAGCGACUAAUUUAUAUGCACCAAGCACGCAAACUUACGUUUUGCACACACAUUGUUUGUGGCCCACGAAAAGGGCGAAGGAACAAGUUAAACAAUGUAUGAAAAUAUGAAAAUUAUAUGACUGCCAGUAUGUGUCGGCCAUAACUUUAGCAAAAUCUCUGUUGGGCCAAGAAAACUGGGCUAAUAAAGUACGUACUUUAAUAAGAAUGUUUUAUUUGUAAAAUAAAAACCAA